Molecule: messenger RNA, 2214 nt
Organism: Xyrauchen texanus (razorback sucker)
Lineage: Eukaryota; Metazoa; Chordata; Actinopteri; Cypriniformes; Catostomidae
Product: neoverrucotoxin subunit beta-like
Source: RefSeq, a predicted model, not a curated record
AUAUCACUCCAGAAGACCACUGAAAUUCACACUUCAACUGAAGACAAUAACAGAAGACUUCAUCUCUUAAUAUACCAAAGACACACAGCAACUCCAGAGACAUGGAAUCUGAGACAAUCGAGGUGGCAGCGCUAGGAAGACCUCUGUUUCCUGGAAUGCUUUACGACUGCCGCAAGGAUUCCUUCAUUCCAGGUGUUACUCUGUGGGAUAAAAAAUCGUUGUAUGAAGAUUUGGACACUCAUACGCAGCUCCAAACUGAUUUGAAGUUUAGUAGCUCUGACUCUCUCUCUGAUAAGUCCAGUCUCCUGGAUGUAAGUGCUUCUCUGAAGGCCAGUUUCUUGGGGGGGCUGGUGAAGGUUGGGGGAUCUGCCAAGUACCUGCAUGAUACCAAAUCCUCAAACCAGCAGUCAAGAGUAAUAAUGCAUUACAGUGAAACCUCAAGAUUCGAUCAGCUCACUAUGACCCAGCUGGGCAAGAUCACCUACCCUCAGGUGUUUGAGCAGAAAACUGCAACUCAUGUGGUCACAGCUGUACUGUACGGAGCUCAGGCUGUUAUGGUGUUUGAUCGGACAUUUUCAAAAGAUGAGAACAAACAAGAGAUUGACGGAAAUCUGAAUGUCAUGGUCAAGAAGAUACCUUCAUUUUCCAUUGAGGGGCAAGGAGCUGUAACAUUGGGAGAGGAUGAGAAAAAGAUUGCUGAGAAUAUCAGCUGCACAUUUUAUGGAGACUACCAACUUCAGCAGAACCCCACCACGUACAUGGAGGCAUUGCAGGUGUACAAGCAGCUCCCCACUCUGCUAAAGGACAAUCCACAGAAUGUGGUUCCAGUAAAGGUCUGGCUCUAUCCUCUUCAUCUACUGGAUACAAAAGCAGCUCAGUUGGUCAGAGAAAUUAACACAAGUCUGAUAAUCAACACUGAAGAAAUAAUAGAGGAGCUGGUAGAGGUAGAGAGAAGAUGCAACGACCUGUUCAGAAAUACAUUGGUAAAUGUUUUCAGUGACAUCGAAGAGAGACUGCUCUCAUAUCAGAAUUCAUUAAGUAAAUACAAGCUGGUCCUCCAGAAAGCACUGCGCAGGGUCCUGCCUGCUAUUCGAGGAGGUGGGAUGGAGCAGCAGUCAUUGGAAGACAUUCUGAAUAUCCACAACAUCCCUUUUAAUGCUAGCAUGCUAAACCAGUGGUUAGAUGAUGCAAAGUCUGAACUUCACCACUUGACUUCUUGCACAAAAAUGCUUGAUAGAAAACAGUUCCAGCCUGUGUCCAAACCACCCCCACCAAUAGUAGAGAACAUCUUGGACAAAGUGACCCUCAAACUGCAGAAGUCCCCAACUGCAGACACAAUGCAUUACAAAGUUGAGUACAAAGCUGAUGGUGAGGAAAUAUGGCGUAUCGAAGACACACUUGAUGAAAUCUGUAUUCUAAAGGGACUGGAACUUGGAAAGCCUCAUUUGUUUCGCUACAGGGUAGUGAGUAAAUUGGGAAUAAUUGAAGCCAGCGACAGUGUGCGUAUUAUGAACACUACACAUGUGAUUGUGGGUGGGCAAGGAGGUCGUCCUUUUUCCAUCUUUACCACUCCCAUUGGCAUGACCUUAAGGAAGAUCACGGUUUCUCUCAACCCAAACACAAUAUGCUCAAUUGCGGUGACUCUCUCAGAUGGCCAGGAAAAGACAUUUGGCACAGUACAAAAAGGGAACGUUAAAGAAUUGCUAUUUGAUGAGAAUGAUAAAAUCCUUGAUGCAGUACUGUGGCCAAAUGGCAAUAACGACCGACUUGGGGGUUUUGAACUGAUUGUUGUGAAGAUGAACGGAACCACAACUUUCUCUGCCUUGUGUGAUUCCCUGGGUAAUCCUCAGAAGAUUGAUGUGAAUUCAUAGAAAUGUUACGGCAUGGUAGGGAGAAGUGGAGCUGAAAUUGAUGCUCUGGGAUUCUACUUCAUUUAGAUGUCUCCAGCAAACAGAAGAGCCAAAUAAAAAAAUAAGCCAUUACUUCUUCAGACAUCUCCUAUACUAUCCAAUCAUAUAUCCUAUACUCUAAACAUGCAUGUUCUGAAGUGAAUAUAUAAAUGAAGUAUGAGUAAAUGUAUCUGAUACUUUAAUCUGUUUUCUCAUAUCAGACUUUCCUAAUGUUUUUGAUAUUAAGGUCAAUUAAACAAAAAUAAAUAAAUAAUAAAUAAAUGACAAGUUAAAAUGAUCAAAUCUAUGGGUAAAUCAAUAAUGA